AUGCUUUCCCAGCUUUCUUUCCUGGUGGGCUAUUGGUGCUUGGGGCUCGUCUCGGUGGUUGUCCAUGCAAGUCCGUUGGCUUCAGUCACCACGGCUUGGGGGACCCGUGCACUCUACGAUAAGGGCAUAACCGACAGAUUCGACGAGGGGUCGGACACCGUCUCGGUCCUGGUACAGAUACGGGACGUGCUGAACCCUUCCGCGUUCGCAAAGUCCUCCGGGCAAGUCGUCGACAGUACUGCCUUUUACGAAGGACUCGGGCGACAUUCAAAGGACUCUUCGCUUGGUGUUCAGGCCCUUCUUCGCGAUCUCUCUGCAGAGUUCACUUACAGUCAUCAUUUCCGCUUGUCCAACACAUACGUUAUCGAUGCUUCCAGGCGUUUGGUCGAGGCCCUUGUGCAACUACCCGAGGUUUAUUCUAUCAGGCGCAACGCGGCAUUUCGUGUCAAUGACAAGGAGCGAUCUACCGGCGCUGUUUCGAGUUUUUCGAACAAAGAUGGUGGAUCAGGCGUCUCUUGGAAUGCCAACGCGAUCGGAGCGGCCGAAUCAUGGGCGAAGGGUCUCAACGGAACGGGUCUCUUGUUCGCGUCUGCCGACAGCGGUGUCACUUGGGAGCAUCCCGCCCUCAAGAGCAACUACCUCGCUGUAGGCAGCAACGGCAUCGGGAUCGCCCCAGGCGCAUCCUGGAUGGCCUGCCGCAACAUGUACAACGGUGUCGGACGACCGGAAUACUACUUGGCGUGUUUGGAGUUCUUCCUUGCUCCGACAGACGUAAACGGAAAGAACCCCGAUCCCGCACGUCGCCCGCAUGUUAUCAACAACUCUUACGGUUGUACGAGCGCCGAGUUCUGCGAUCAGUUCACGUUCAAGGCGGCGGUGGGCGCCCUCACAGCUGCAGGAGUCUUGAUGGUCGCAAGCGCAGGCAACUCAGCAUUGUCGUCUGCUGACACUUGCAAGUCGGUGGUCAACCCACCCGCGAUUGACGCCCGCGUCAUUUCCGUCGGAUCGUUACGCCAGUCAGGCCUCAUCUACGAAACCAGCUCUCGCGGCUCCGUGCCCGGCCGAGGCCCGACCCACCGAGGCGUAGACAUCUCGGCGCCGGGGGUGAUGAUCCGAGGCGCGAUCCCACCGGCGGCGUAUGCGCAGCGCACCGGAACGAGCAUGGCGGCGUCGCACAUCGCUGCUUCUGCGUUGAUUGUCCUGCAGGCGUGUCCGCACCUCUUGCGUCGCACCGUCGAUGUCGGAGCGACGCUGCAACAGACCGCUUUUCCGCUGACGACCACGGACGGAUGCAACGGCGACAAAAAUGAUACCAUUCCCAAUAGCACCUACGGGUAUGGGAAAGUGAACGUCACCGCGGCUGUUUUGCGUUGCCAAGACUGA
This is a messenger RNA of Fimicolochytrium jonesii, 1383 nucleotides long. Its product is annotated as peptidase S8/S53 domain-containing protein. Gene Ontology annotation, molecular function: serine-type endopeptidase activity. The record is from RefSeq and is a predicted model, not a curated record. The transcript is spliced from 5 exons. Gene Ontology annotation, biological process: proteolysis. Bases 1 to 1383 code for a protein of 460 amino acids. NCBI's taxonomy places the organism in Eukaryota, Fungi, Chytridiomycota, Chytridiomycetes, Spizellomycetales, Powellomycetaceae.